Messenger RNA from Cokeromyces recurvatus, 1543 nucleotides. RefSeq names its product Cation/H+ exchanger. Gene Ontology annotation, cellular component: membrane. Gene Ontology annotation, biological process: proton transmembrane transport. NCBI's taxonomy places the organism in Eukaryota, Fungi, Mucoromycota, Mucoromycetes, Mucorales, Mucoraceae. Bases 204 to 1361 code for a protein of 385 amino acids. The record is from RefSeq and is a predicted model, not a curated record. Gene Ontology annotation, molecular function: antiporter activity. The transcript is spliced from 7 exons.
UUCUAACAGAGUAUAUUAGCUAUCGCUUAUGUAAUAAAGUAGAUUACGACAUUAUUGUGGAGCUGUCUUGAUUAAAAAAAAGAGAGAGAGAGAACUAAACAAAUUUGUCGUCUAUUGGUUCAGGUUAUAAAAUAAAUUUUUAAAUAAUUUGACAUAUUUAAUUACUGAUUUUUUCUUCAUUUUUUUAUGCUAUAUUUAAUAAAAUGGCUUCUAAUAACACAACAACUACAGCACCACAAGCAGGUGUAUUUUCAGGCUUAAAUCCAGUUGAAUUCAAUUCGUCAGAUCCAGUUGUAUUAUUUAUUAUACAAGCUACAAUUAUUCUUAUCUUUUGUAGAUUGAUCGCUAUACCUUUAGGCUAUCUAAAACAACCUAGAGUUAUAUCUGAAGUUAUUGCAGGUAUUAUUCUAGGCCCUACCGUAAUGGGAAGAAUUCCUGGCUUUCAAGAAACAAUUUUUCCAUCAGAAUCCUUACCGUUUAUUAAUUUGAUUGCAACUUUGGGUCUCAUAUUUUUCUUGUUUCAAAUUGGUCUUGAAGUUGAUUUGGCAGUCAUUCGUAGAGGCUUUUAUAAAAGUUUAUCAGUGGCGAUAGCAGGUAUGGUCUUACCAUUCGGUCUAGGUGCUGCUGUCAGUGUAGGUCUCUAUAAACUACAAAAUCGACCCUAUGUUUCAUUUAGUAGCUUUCUAUUAUUUUUAGGUGUCACUAUGUCGAUUACUGCCUUUCCUGUAUUAGCACGUAUUUUAGCAGAAUUGAAAUUACUACGUACCAAUGUCGGGGCAAUUACGAUGGCAAGUGGAUUGAUCAAUGAUUGUACAGCUUGGGUUUUAUUGGCGUUAGUGGUUGCAUUAAUGAAUUCAUCGGGUGGAAUUAAAGCCCUUUAUGUAUUUUUGACAGCUGUGGGAUUUACAUUUUUUGUCUUGUUUAUUGUAAGACCAUUAUAUCGAAAGUUAUGUCAUUAUACACAAUCUUUUGAACAUGGUCCCUCACCUCUUUUAAUGGCUGCUACCUUGAUAAUUGUUAUGAUAUCUGCUUUUGUAACAAAUAUUUUAGGUAUUCAUGCUAUUUUUGGUGGAUUUUUAGCAGGUGUAAUUGUACCUCAUGAGAAUAAUUUGUCAAUAAAAAUUACAGAGAAAAUAGAAGACAUAGUAAACAUCAUAUUCUUACCUUUAUAUUUUACUUUGUCUGGUUUGAAAACUCAAAUUGGAUUAUUAGAUUCAGGUGCAGUUUGGGGAUAUGUGAUUCUUAUUAUCUUUUUAGCUUGUUUUGGUAAAAUCAUAGGUUGUGCUGUAGCUGCCAAAGUAUGUGGUAUGACCUAUCGUGAAUCAUUCGCUGUAGGUUUCUUAAUGAAUUGUAAAGGGUAAGCUAAUGCCUUAAAACUAAUAAACGUAUAUGAUCGUUUACGUUGUGCACAGUUUAGUAGAGCUUAUUGUACUUAAUAUUGGACAUGAUGCUGGUAUCUUAAGUGAUCAAAGUAAGAUUACAUAUUGAGUAGUUUUGUCCUUUUUUUUUUUCCUGAAUGGUAUCAAAAGCGGCAACAACAACA